Messenger RNA from Capsicum annuum, 3189 nucleotides. RefSeq names its product transcription factor GTE3, chloroplastic. Gene Ontology annotation, molecular function: protein binding. The record is from RefSeq and is a predicted model, not a curated record. Bases 418 to 2487 code for a protein of 689 amino acids. The transcript has 4 exons. NCBI's taxonomy places the organism in Eukaryota, Viridiplantae, Streptophyta, Magnoliopsida, Solanales, Solanaceae.
UAACCUACGUAGCAACGAAACAAAAAAUUCGAGAAUCGAGUACACAUCGGAUCCCGACCCGUAAACCCGAAUUCACUCUGCUCUCAACAAGUAAUCAUCUCUCCUCUCUUCCCCUCAACGCCCCCAAUUCUAUUAACCCUAAUUUUAUAAAAUUAAAUAUUUUUUACUUUCUUUUUGUAAUUUUUAAAAUUAUUUUUUUAUUAUUAUUUUGGCAAAACCCUAGUUCCGUACUGUCUUCGAUUUCCAUGCAAAAUGAAUUGAGUUGAAUUUAUUUUUUUCGAUUUGUUGAAGCUAGGGUUUCAAGAUUGUUGGGAACCCUAGUUUUUUUUCCUUUUUUGAUGUUUUUGUUGAAGAUGUUUCGGUGAUUUUGCUGGAUAUUUUCAGGUUUUUUUGAUACGAUUUGGUUUGAUUUUAUGUAUGGCUUCACAUGCCGAUGAAGAAUUGAAUUUGAGGAAAAGGUUACGUUGGGGAAGCCCUAUUAAAGUUUAUACCCGGAAACGUCGAAAGAUUCAAAUUAAUAAUGAUGAUAUUGUCCCCGUUUCUACAGCCAUCGCUGCCGCACCCCCGAAAUACUCAAAAUCGUCGGAGGAGCGGUUGCAGCACCGUCAGGAGGAGGAGGGAGAAACUCAGUUGAGAGAUUCUUCGCCUAUUUAUUUUGAAAGUGGCAGGGAUAGAAUUGGAUCACCGGUAGAUUUAGAUGGUAGAGAUGUGGCUGAGGAUAGUUGUCUCCCAAUUGUGGAUCCUAAUAAUGGUGGGGAAAUCCGGGAUGAAGAGGCGGGUGGCGAAGAGGCUGCAAUGCAGAGAUAUAGGGAUGGAUCAGCUAGAAGGCGUGUUGACCCGGAGGCGAUAGUUGAGCCUUUAAUUUCUAGGGUUGAAGAUAGAAUUAGGAUUAAUUUAACGGGGGCGAGAUCAAGAGAUGAGAUUAUAGAUCUUAGGAGCGUGUUAGAGGGUGAGCUUGAUCAGAUUAGGAGUUUAGUUGCGAAGGUUGAAGCUAAGGAGCUUCAGCUGACUAUGCAUAACACUAGUACUAAUGUUGGUAGGAUUAGCGGUUUUCGUAGUUGUGCUGUUAAUUCAUAUAGUCGACCAGAAUAUAUUGAUAAUGGUGUGAUGAAUGGUAGGUCUUUAGUGCCAGUGAAUUCGGAGGUGGAUUUGGUGGGGCUUCCUGAAUCAGCACCAUUCCAGCCACCAGGGGGUGUAGUUGCGGAAAGCAAUAACGGGGUUGCUGAAUUUGUGGAGAAGGAGAAGAGGACCCCGAAAGCUAAUCAGUAUUAUGCUAAUUCGGAGUUUCUACUUGGGAAGGAUAGACUGCCUAUGGAAAGCAAUAAAAAAUUGAAGCCAAAUGGUGCUGGGAGGAAGCACAAUGGUCAGUCAGAGCAGGGGUAUCCAUUUGGCUUUGGCUUUGGCUUUGAUAAACAUAGAAAUCAGGUGUUUAAGAGAUGCGGCAACCUACUUCAGAGGUUAUUGAAACACAAGCAUGCUUGGGUGUUUAAUGCGCCAGUGAAUGUGGAGGCUCUUAGGCUGCAUGAUUAUCAUGAUAUUAUCAAGCAUCCUAUGGAUUUGGGCACUAUUAAAACUAGGCUAUCUCAAAAUUGGUACAAGUCUCCCAGGGACUUUGCUGAGGAUGUAAGACUUGUCUUUCGUAAUGCCAUGACAUAUAAUCCUAAAGGACAUGAAGUUCAUGUUAUGUCGGAAGAGUUGUUAAAGAUUUUUGAAGAUAAGUGGGCAGUUAUAGAGGUCGAGUUUAAUCCCGAUUGGAGGUAUCAAAUGUAUUACGAUGCAUGUUUGCCUACCCCCCCUGCAAGAAAGGUCCAUCACCCUUCUCUCUUUGCCCGUGCUUCUGUAACUUCUCAUGUCGCUCCAUAUGCUUCCCAAGUAAGGACUUUGGAAAGGUCUGAGUCAAUGACUGGACCAGCUGAUUUCCGGUCCAAGCCGUCACGUGUUGCUCAUGUUGGUAGGAGACCUGUUCCGAAGAAACCUAAAGCAAAUGAUCCCAAUAAAAGGGAUAUGACCUAUGAAGAAAAACAGAGGCUCAGCACACAUCUUCAGGAGUUACCUUCAGAUAAGCUUGAUGCUAUUGUUCAGAUUAUUAAGAAGAGGAAUGCAACAUUUAGUCAACAAGAUGAUGAGAUUGAAAUAGACAUUGACAGUGUUGAUGUGGAAACCCUCUGGGACCUUGAUAGGUUUGUGACCAAUUACAAAAAAAACUUAAGCAAGCAGAGAAGAAAGGCCGAACUUGCUUUGAGAGCCAGAGGAAGUGUACAGACUGCCCCAGUUAUGAAUUUUGCUCCUAUGGUUGCUGGUGCAAUGAUCAGUAAUAUCCGUGAAAAUAACACUAGUGCUCCUGCUACAAAUGCAGAAGCUGGAAGACAGGCGGAUAAUGCAAGUGGGUCUAGUAGUUCAGGCAGUUCUAGCAGUGAUUCGGGGUCAUCCUCAAGUGAUUCCGAUACUGAUAGUUCCUCUGGAUCCGAAUCAGAAGCGGGCCAUUGAUGGGAAAUGCCAUGUAGCGCAGGUGAUGAGUCGGUUAGCUAGUGCCUCAACUUUUUUGUUAUUUCUUGCAGACUUGCACCUUUUUUGUGGUUGGUUUGGCUCUUGCAAAUUCUUUCGCUGAUGUUGUUGAUUAAAUUAUUGAAGGUUGGCAUAUGGUGGUUUGGGUGGGGGAGGGACUUGAUUUGAUGGUGUAUGCGACACUAGUCCUUAAAUAUUUUCAGAUAAGAUUGUUGAGGACUAAAUAGUUGUAAAGCUACCCUAUUUAACAUAUCUUAUUACUAGUUAUAUUUUUAAUUAAAAAGAUGACUUAUGGAAUAAAUAAUGGGGAAAAGGGCCAAAAUUACCAUUCAACUUUAGAAAAAAUUGGCUAAUGUACUCUUUGUCAUAUUUUUCAGCCAAAUUUACCCUCUUUGUUAAGAACUUUCUCAUCUUUACCCUUCCUUUAACAAAAAUGCCAAAUCAACGUUAAAUGCUCCGUUUUUUAAAAAUAAAACACACCCUACUUUAAUUCGACCCACAAAAGGACAAACAAAUAUACCUUCCUUCAGUUUUGUUGGUCAAAUUUUCCCGACGAGAUUAGGCCACUGGAUAUAUCAGUACAUAGCUCAUGAAAAGUGUAUCAGUGCAAAUACAAACAAAUAUACCCCUCCCUCUGUUUAUGGAUUUGCAUCAGUGCAGAGCCCAUGGAAAAUGACACUUAGC